This is a messenger RNA of Spizellomyces punctatus DAOM BR117, 1180 nucleotides long. RefSeq lists its product as uncharacterized. The transcript has 4 exons. The record is from RefSeq and is a predicted model, not a curated record. The coding region runs from base 40 to 600 and encodes 186 amino acids. NCBI's taxonomy places the organism in Eukaryota, Fungi, Chytridiomycota, Chytridiomycetes, Spizellomycetales, Spizellomycetaceae.
UGAACGUACACCUAUUUCGCAACAAACCGAGCAGCAGCAAUGGCCGGAAAAGUAUCGUCAGCAAAAGGAAAAGGCGGGGCAACCAAGUCUCGCCAGAAAUAUCAAAACACAUUUGCAUACAAACCGCACAAAAAGGAUACCGUGGCACUUAAAAUUGCUGCCCUACCUGCUAAAGGAUUGUGCCAGCGGUGUUUGGAUAUUGUUGACUGGAGAAAACGCAUGAACAAGUACAAACCGUUGACGCAACCCAAGACAUGUGUCGGAUGUAAACAAAAGAAAGUAACAGACGCCUACCACGUCCUCUGCAAAUCAUGCGCCGAGGAAAAGAAUGUAUGCGCAAAAUGUCAAGAAAGCACAGAUGUCGUGACUCCCGAUAUAAGAACACCCGCAGAUAUCCUACGCGAAGAACAAGAUCAAGAACGUCUGCUUGCCUCCAUGUCUGAACGCCAACGACGAUCUUAUUUGAGACGAGUCGCACGCGGAGAUGAUGAGGGGGCGCAAAAAGUCGUUUUGGCCGCGGAAAAGAAUGAGGACGGAGGUUGGAGCGAUUUUGAUGACUUUGAUGAUGAGGAAGAGGAUGAAGAGGAUGAUGACGCUUGAAAAUAGGAAGGAUGCAGUCCUUCUCCUCCAUGUACAGUAUUUAUUUUAGUUCUUAUUGCAUUAUCACGACAUCAUGUUCGAUGAUCCUCUUCAACUUCAACCGGCCAUCAGUCUUCUGUAACGGCGUCGUAAAGUCUUCUCCUAAAAUUCUCGGCGAAUUCCUCAAUGGAUGCCCCACUGGACAAAUCUAUUGCCUCACGGGGCAAGCGACUGGUCGUAUACGCCGGAUACGGACUCUGGGUUGCGUUUGCUUGGGAUUCGAUGAUGCGGAAUAUAGGGGGCUGUGAUGUUGGAUCUGUUCGGCGGAUAGAAGUUUAAGUAUUGGAACGUCUUGCGUCAUGGAAAUGGACGACAUUGACUUACGCCGAAGGAUCUCUUGCCAUUGAAAGAGCAGUGAAUCUGUUGUGAGGCUGAAAGGAUUGAAGUCUAAUAGCCAUACUUUUCGAUUGCGCUGAUUGAUAUAGACAUCAAAUACAUCUAAUGGUUUUGCAUCAGUUAGGACGUGUGACUGUCAGGACCUACGGGAUCUGCCACUUACAGUCCGGAUCAGGAAACCGUCCUUUGAUUUUCUCUUCAAAGA